AUGCCUGCCAUCAAGAUUGCCAACGGCCUCGUUGCUGUUCUCAGCCUGGCUUCCAUGGUCUACAGCGCGAGUUCCUCCAAAGGUGACCUCAUUCUCUGUGACUGUGGCAUUGGGGAUGAUAAAGAGCACCCCGACUGGUCCACCUCUCGCCAGAUGAACUGGUAUAAGGAUAUCAAGUGGCCAGCUUCUGCUUCCAGCUACCCCAAUGCCCCAGACAUGGCUGUUCAAGUACCAUUCAAGGACGGCAUCUACCCUUGGACUCCACAGGGCGUCACUGCUACUAUGCCCAACGGGGAGGUCUGGACCGCCUACAUCGAGGAUGGCACUCCUGAUGGCUUCAAGGCUGGUAGUGCUGUUUCCAGCAAAGAUGGUAAGAAUAUGCUCAACUGCUGGGCUUACCGGGGACGCCCUGUCAGCGCAGCUAUCAACAAGACUGUCAAUCACGAUGCUAUCUGCUGGACCGCUUUUGUUUGCAACCAGGACAACCAACCCCCUUCUCGGCCCGACGAUAUGGAUCACCCAUCUACCAUGACUUCUUCCACGGGCAUUCCCGCCACCACCUACUAUACCAAGCCCCCCAAGACUACGACUUCAACUGUGACUAUCUCAGGUCAGCCAGUGCCCACAUACAAUCCUAAAAAGGGCACCCUCAGCGUUUACUCAGGCGUCAACCCCCGAUUCAUCAACUGGCAAGACACUUAG
Metarhizium album ARSEF 1941 is the source of this 702-nucleotide messenger RNA. RefSeq lists its product as uncharacterized. NCBI's taxonomy places the organism in Eukaryota, Fungi, Ascomycota, Sordariomycetes, Hypocreales, Clavicipitaceae. Bases 1 to 702 code for a protein of 233 amino acids. The record is from RefSeq and is a predicted model, not a curated record. The transcript has a single exon.